AUGUCCAAAAGAAAAUCGUUGACAAUUGAAGAAAAAGCAAACAUUAUUUGGAGACUGCAAGAAGGUGAGUCUAAUACGAUGUUAUCUAAAGAGUUCGGCGUUUCCCACUCAACGAUAUCCACUGUGUGGGCAAACAAAGAAAAAAUAAGACGUUGUUUUGAAGAGGAAUCUUUUUUGGUUAAGAAAGUUAGAAGGACUCAGCACACCGAUCUAGACAAAGCCUUACUUCAAUGGUUUAAACAGCACAGGGAGAAAAACGUUCCUAUUAACGGUCCGAUUUUACUUACAAAAGCACGAGAAUUUUCCGCAAUGCUGAACAAAGAUUUCCAACCCGACCCAUCGUGGGUUCAGAGAUUUCGUAAUCGCCAUAAUAUCGUCUUCGCAAAAAUGUCAGGUGAAUCGGCAGAUGUCCCUGCAGGGGUGAAGGAUCAUUGGCUUGGUAACGUUUGGCCGAAAAUUCGCGAAGGCUACGUGGAUGAAGAAAUCUUCAACUGCGACGAAACCGGGCUAUUUUACAAACUCACUCCUGACAAAACUUUCAAGUUUUUGGGCGAGAAAUGCUCUGGUGGAAAACACUCGAAAGACCGUGUCACCGUUCUAGUUGCGGCUAAUUUGACAGGGAGUGUUAAAAAAAAGUUAGUGGUCAUCGGAAAAUCAAAAAACUCGCGGUGUUUCAAAAACGUGAAGAACCUACCAGUGCAAUAUGAACACAAUAUAAGGUCAUGGAUGACAUCCCAGUUGUUUGAAAAACUUUUGCGCGAGUGGGAUGGAGAGCUAAGAAGGGAAAACAAGAAAAUUUUACUCUUAGUUGAUAAUUGCCCAGCACAUCCUCAUGUGGCAUCUCUAAAAUGCAUAAAAUUAGUUUUCCUGCCAGCAAACACUACAUCUGUGCUUCAACCAAUGGACCAAGGGGUCAUAAAGGCACUAAAAGUUAACUUCAGGAAGCUAUUGGUAUUGAAAAUGAUCGACAAUAUUGAAAAAAAUAUUGAACAUAACGUUCAUUUGCUACAAGCAAUAGUAAUGGUCUCAAAAGCUUGGGAUAUAGUGGACUGUGACACAAUAAGAAAUUGUUUCCGUCAUGGAGGAUUUCUUAGCUCUGAUAACUCAGAAUCCAAUUCAACGUCGAAAAUCUGGCGGAUUGGGCAGAAAAUAUUAAUUUACCUCCCGAAAUGGGGAUAA
Diorhabda sublineata is the source of this 1179-nucleotide messenger RNA. Its product is annotated as tigger transposable element-derived protein 4-like. Gene Ontology annotation, molecular function: DNA binding. Bases 1 to 1179 code for a protein of 392 amino acids. The transcript has a single exon. Gene Ontology annotation, cellular component: nucleus. The record is from RefSeq and is a predicted model, not a curated record. NCBI's taxonomy places the organism in Eukaryota, Metazoa, Arthropoda, Insecta, Coleoptera, Chrysomelidae.